Messenger RNA from Dissoconium aciculare CBS 342.82, 2211 nucleotides. RefSeq lists its product as uncharacterized. Gene Ontology annotation, biological process: positive regulation of transcription by RNA polymerase II. The record is from RefSeq and is a predicted model, not a curated record. Bases 1 to 2211 code for a protein of 736 amino acids. The transcript has 3 exons. Lineage: Eukaryota; Fungi; Ascomycota; Dothideomycetes; Mycosphaerellales; Dissoconiaceae. Gene Ontology annotation, molecular function: transcription cis-regulatory region binding.
AUGAGUCAAUCACCCGCGCUGUCCAACAAAGUAGCGACCUCGGCCUCGAAAUCGUCCAACGCCGCUUCGACUUCCAACAACAACAACAACCAGACCGGCCCUGCUGUCUCGCAAGCCCAGCAAUUCUUCACUCACGACUCUUCCUCUCGCAGACCCAACGCUCCCACCCGAGCCGCUACUGCUCCUCGUAACGUCCAGUCCUCGAAGCCGAAGCACAAGCACGGCAAGCGAUUUCAGGCGCUGGAUGAGGAUGCCGAAGCGGAGACAUUCAGCAUGCAGAAUCCACACGGGCGACGAGGUCAGCAAAGCAUCACCCAUCUGAUGCAAUUCGCGCUGCCACCGCGUCCGAAUGCGCAGCAAUACGGCGGUCGGUCUCAUGGUGGUGGCGCUCGACCUCGACAGCGGAAUAAUCCCACCUGGGGAUUAGGAAGUGGUUAUCAUUCGACAGACAAAGCCAGGUAUAUUCACGCCAACUACCGGUUUAUCGUGGACCCGCGCGGUGACUAUCAUGUCCAAACCGAGGACGCCGAUGUCCAUCUCGACUGGGCCAAUGUCCUUCAAGUGGUUGCUUCCUCACAAUCCCAAACCGCCUCCUGUCCUAUCUGUCUCGGCGAGCCGACCGCGCCUCGCAUGGCCAAGUGUGGUCACAUCUUUUGUCUGUCCUGUCUCAUUCGGUAUAUGCACUCCGAAGACGCCUCUACAGCAUCAUCGACCACGCACAGUGCAUCACCUGAGAAACGGCCCCGCUGGAAGAAAUGUCCCAUCUGUUAUGACAGCAUCUACAUCUCGGAAACCAAGCCGGUCCGGAUGUAUGCAGGACAGGAAUCCCCUGUCCCACCGACUGAGGGGUCGGAUAUCGUCCUACGUCUGGUGAAGCGUAAAGCUCACAGCACAUUGGCCAUGCCACGUGAGAACGUGGAUGCCACCAUCUCCAGCGACGAUGUUCCGUGGUUCUUCGCAGCGGAAGUGAUGGACUAUGCGCGGGUCAUGAAGGGAAGCGAGGAAUAUAUGCUCGCACAGUAUGAUGAAGCACUCGAGGCUGUUCAAGAGCAACAUCGUGAAGAUGAACUGAUGUUCGGCGAGGACGACGAGUGGACCAACCGUGCCGUGCGGAUGCUCUUGGAGGCCAAAGAGAAGACUCGAGGGAUUGGCAACCCUCCCAAAACAAUGAUACGGAAAUUAGAAGCUGCCUCUACAAAUGGCACCUCAUCCGAGCAACGACCUCCGUAUUCCAGCCCGACCGACGAGAGCACCACUCAUGAGUCCUCCGCCGAUGAACCGGCCAUUCCUCGCACGAUCCAUGACCUUCACGCACGACAACAAGCCGAAAAGCCCCCUCCUUCCGAAUACCUCUUCUACCACUCUCUCCCCCACGCCUAUCUCAGCCCUCUCGACAUCCGCGUUCUGAAAACUCAUUUCGGCAGUUACACCACCUUCCCGACCGCACUCCUCCCGCGCAUCGAACGCGUCUCCACGGGGCACGUCGUUGACGACGACCUGCGGCGCAAAUGCAAAUACCUCAGCCACUUGCCGCGCGGCUGCGAAGUCAGCUUCCUCGAGUGCGACUGGAGCGACGUCGUCUCCGAAGCCGUCCUCGCCGAAUAUGCCCCCGUUCUCGACCGAAGACGCAAACGCUGGCAAGACAAGGUGUCCCGGGAGGAGAAGGAACGGCUGCGUAUCGAGCGUGACGCCGAACGGGAGGUCUCCGCUAUGCGCGGCCGCGGUGUUGGAAGGAGACCUGGCGAUGACGACGACGGCUUUUUCUCCGCCGUCGACCCUAACCUCCUCCCACAUUCCCCUGGUGGCUCCGCGUCAUCGUGGUCCCACGCUGCUGCUGCUGCAGGUGCCGGCGGUAACAGUCUUCUCCCGAUCACGCCUCGUCCGGGCUUCACGAGCCUCGCGAGUCCCUCCACAUCGCCUAACCUCGGCCGUCGAACGGUCUGGGGCACCGCGGCCGUGGCGCCGGACUCAGGAACAGAAGACUGGGCUGCUGCGGCAAUCGCGAAUCCUCGCAGUGGGAUGAACGACGACGAUGGAUGGUUGCAGGGUUGGGAGAAGGACCUUUUGUUAGAACUCGACAGUCCCAGUGGUGGUGGUGGUAAUCAUAGCAGUGGUGGUGGUGGAGGAGGAGGUGGUGGUGGUGGGAAGAAGGGCAAAAAGGGGAAGAAAAUCACCCUGAUGAGUACGGGUGGAGCGAGGAGAGGCGCUUGA